AUGUUGCAGCAGACGAUCGAAUCCCCGGGUUCUCCGGAGCGAAAAAUCGACUGUGACGACGAGGGCGACGGUCGUGUAGGCGCGACGUUGAGGCACGGGAGACCCGACCCGGAGCUGCGACGAGCUGGUCUUUGUUGCGCUUUAGGGGCGCGUCUCGUGGAGUUGCGGCAAACGAAACGAAACCUUUUCCGUAGACGGAUUAAGCGGGUUGGACCAUUCAAGAAGAAAAGGGAUUUUGGCACCAGCCUCAGGGAUGUGCGCCAGGCGCCAUGGGCUAAUACCCCACAAAUUGUGCAGAAAGGUGGAUUCGCCAGGGUUCACGAGAUGAAAGAUUUGACGACAAACACAGUAUUCGCCGGAAAAAUCAUCCCGAAAUCCCGCAUCACAAAGCCACACCACCAAGAAAAGUGUUUUGGCAUCAUCCCAGAGAAUGCCGCGUAUUUCCCCGCACCCUGCAACGAAAGUUCGUUACCGCGUACGACGACGACCUUAACUCGCGACGCCAAUGUCGAGAUCGUGGAGUACGCUACAGUACUGCCGUGUCGCACUCGUCGCUUACGCCCGUCCGCUUUUUGUUUGGUUUCGCGAACGACUGCUGCACGACAUCCGGGGAUUAAGCGACAAUUUUUGUACGUUUGCUGA
This is a messenger RNA of Notodromas monacha, 642 nucleotides long. Lineage: Eukaryota; Metazoa; Arthropoda; Ostracoda; Podocopida; Cyprididae. The record is from the annotation of a GenBank genome assembly.